Molecule: messenger RNA, 1437 nt
Organism: Microplitis demolitor
Lineage: Eukaryota; Metazoa; Arthropoda; Insecta; Hymenoptera; Braconidae
Product: glutathione S-transferase LANCL1
Exons: 10
Coding region: 208-1428 (406 amino acids)
Biological process (GO): peptide modification; carbohydrate metabolic process
Cellular component (GO): plasma membrane
Source: RefSeq, a predicted model, not a curated record
AAAAAUUCAAAUAAUUUUUUUUGUGACAGUCAAAAUUAAAGUAUCAUAUAUUUUUAAAAAUAUUUAAUUAACCGAAUUGUAUGCAAGUAUAGACUUGCAGUUUUUCAAACCGGUUCCACUGUCGCUCAAAAUAAAAAAGGAUUUAUAAUAAUAAAUUAAUGAUAAACUUUGUAAAAAUUUAUAUCAAAAGGUUUUGAUUUUUAAAAAAUGAGUUCUCGAUUUUUUCGUGACGAUGGUCGACAUUUCAAGAAUGAAUUCGAAGAUUAUUCACCAACGACUGCAGAUAGUAUUGUUGAUAUUAAUAAAAAUGAUAUUCAUGAUGAGUUCAAAGAAACAUUAAAAGAAAAAAUAAUUAUAAUGUUAAAUCAUUUGAAUAACAAUAAAAAACAAUGGAUCAAUCAAGAUGAUUCUUCAAUUUAUACCGGGAACACUGGAAUUGCAUAUCUGUAUUAUUUUUACGGUACAAGAUUUAAUGAGGAGACUUACAUAAAAAGAGCUUUAGAAUUAAUCGACAGACAAGGUAGCUCUAGAAGCAAACGGGACAUAACAUUUUUAAUUGGCGAAGCUGGAAGAUUAGCACUCGGUGCUGUUAUUUUUAAGUCACUAAAUGAUGAAGCGCAGUCUGAAUCCAUGAUUACAAAAUUGCUUGCGUUGUUUAAUAAUGCAACGAAAAGUUCAUACGACGAAUUAUUGUACGGACGUGCUGGUUAUCUCUACGCGCUUCUCUUUGUCAACAAACAUAUUCCCAAUUCAAUUGACGAUGACGUAAUAAAGAAAAUUAUUUAUUGCAUGUUGACAACUGGCAAAGAUUACGCUAAGUCGCGCAAAUAUAGUACGCCUUUAAUGUACAUUUGGCAUGACUCGGAAUAUCUUGGUGGUGCCCAUGGUCUUGCAGGAAUUCUUUACAUACUUUUACAAGCACGACAAUAUUUAACACACGAACAAUUAAAAAAUGACAUUGAACCGUCAAUUGAUUAUUUAGUCUCAUUAAAGUAUCCUACUGGAAAUUUUCCCUCAUCCGUUGGUGGCAGUUCAGACAAACUUGUUCACUGGUGUCAUGGAGCUCCAUCCAUGACGAUGCUCUUUGCUUUAGCUCACGAGAUUUUUGGUCGCCAAGAUUACCUAGAAAUAGCUAAAGAUUGCGGCGAAGUUGUUUGGUGUCGGGGAUUAUUGAAAAAAGGCAGUGGAAUUUGCCACGGUGUGUCAGGAAAUGCUUACACAUUUUUAUGUCUUUAUCAAAAGACGAAGGAAUUGAAACAUCUUUAUCGUGCUUGUAAGUUUGCUGAGUGGUGUUUCGAUUACGAAAAACAUCAAGCUCGUAUUCCCGAUCGUCCGUACUCGUUAUUUGAAGGUCUCGCUGGAAUUAUUUACUACUUAAUUGAUCUCACUGUUCCAUCGUCAGCUAAAUUUCCUGGUUACGAUCUCUAAAAUAAUAAU